Anarrhichthys ocellatus (wolf-eel) is the source of this 2046-nucleotide messenger RNA. It is a transcript of the gene npm1a, whose product is annotated as nucleophosmin 1a. Gene Ontology annotation, molecular function: chromatin binding; RNA binding; histone binding. The record is from RefSeq and is a predicted model, not a curated record. Gene Ontology annotation, cellular component: cytoplasm; nucleolus; nucleoplasm. The transcript is spliced from 11 exons. Gene Ontology annotation, biological process: ribosomal large subunit biogenesis; positive regulation of transcription by RNA polymerase II; ribosomal small subunit export from nucleus. NCBI's taxonomy places the organism in Eukaryota, Metazoa, Chordata, Actinopteri, Perciformes, Anarhichadidae. The coding region runs from base 112 to 996 and encodes 294 amino acids.
AGGAGGCGGAGUAACACGUUGGUUUCCAGCAGAGGCGCUUUGCUAGCAGUAGUUGGUUGUUGUACCACCGCACACAAGCAGGUCGUCAGCGUUUUAAACCAAAAGAAAAAAAUGAACGGAAUAGAAGAGGAAUCAAUGACUCCACAGACGUUUCUUUACGGGUGCGUGCUGGAGGCCGGGAAGGAGGUGGUGUUCAACCCCGAGGAGGAUGACUUUGAGCAUCAACUGGAUCUAAGAAUGGCCUGCGUGGACCCCGGUACCAAAGACGAGCUUCACAUGGUGGAGGUGGAAGGACAAGACUCAGAGGGUCAGAAAAUCAAAGCUGUGCUGGUCUCGCUGAAGCCCUCUACCCUGCCAAGUGUGUGUCUCGGUGGUUUCACCAUCACACCCCCGGCAGUUUUCCGUCUGAAGGCCGGCGCUGGUCCAAUCCACAUCAGUGGACAACACCUAGUCAUGAUGGAUGCCGAUCAGUCCUUUGAAGAAGACGAUGAUGAAGCGGAGGAGGAGGCGGAAUGUUGCCCAGCAUCAAAGAAAAGACCCGCUUCCUCCCCUGCCCACAAGUCUCAGAAAAAGAUUAAAAUGGAUAUGGAGGAGGAUGAUGAGGAGGAAGAGGAUGAUGAGGAUGAGGAAGACGAGGAGGAGGACGAGGAGAGUGAGGAGGAAGAGUCACCUGUUAAGGCCAAGGCCACGCCUACCAAAAAACAAGCCCCGGCUCAGAAUGGCAAGAGCCCGAAUCCCACCACCCCGUCCAAGAAGCAGGACAAGACCCCUAAAGGUAAAGGUGAAAGGUCACCUAAGAUCCCCACAACUCCCAAAGUGGUUCUAACGCUUCCUGAGCUGAAAGCCAAGAUCACAGAGUCAAUGACUAAGGGAGUAACAUUACCUAAAAUCCAGCUCAAGUUUGAGAACUUUGUGAAGAACGGUCACAACGUCUCUGACUCCAAGAUCGUUGCGGAGCUGUGGAAGUGGAGACAGGCCAUGAAGGAUGCUAAAUAACUGUCUGUUGUUUUAUUAUCUCUUUUUAUGACUGUUUCUACCCAUAGCGCCUCUCAAACCCUCUGAAAGCAAACUCGGUGCCUCACUCUGGUCAAUAAUUCUACGUCUGGUCCAGAGACGAGAGUGAUGAGGCGUAGUCUUUCCUCCUCAUCGCCCUCUCACUGGGGAAGACCAACCAUUCGGUUUGUUGAAUGAACCAGCUUACAGAUUUGCAUCUUUUUGUAAAUCAUGUGUAAAUCAAAUUCUCGCUAGAUUGUUGGCACCCGAGUAUGGAGGACGUGUUCAUUUGUGUUUUUUUUUUUUAAAUAUACGGUAAAAGGUUAAUUUGGCUUCUAUACAAAUACAAACUCGUACAGGACUAUUGACGACGCAAAUGCAGAAACUUUCAGCUCGAGCUGGACAUGGCGACAUCAUUUUAAGCAGAACCUUUUGGCUGACAUCAUCAGUGAUGGUGAUACUGAUUGGGCAGUAUCCAUGUUUCUAGCGUUGUCCACCAUGAACAUAAAUAAUUGCACUUUUUGAAAUGUUUUGAAUGUGAAUGCUGUCGAGAGAUUCCUGAGGUCAAGAUCCCACGACUAAAAAUUGUCCACGUAGCAUAAUGGAUGCGUGUAAUUGAUGUAUUCGUCCGUCCGGAAGUAAUCGAACAUAGAGCAGCAAGCUGCGUCAACCCUUUGAGGACAGCGUCCCGCACAUUUCAGCAUGUGAUCGCUAACGGUUAGGUACUUUGUGACUUACUGAAUGCAUGAAGGAAUUUGCAAAUUAGUUAAUUUUUAAAAAACAUUUUUAGUUGCUUAGCCUGUUUACAAACAAGGAUGUGCAGAUGUUAUGUUCUUAAAAAUUGUCCAACUGUACUCAAGUUUCAGGCCUCAACUUCUCUGCUCAUGUGACCAGUUAGAGAAAUAUUUAAAAUGUAGAUUGAUGCGGCCCGUUGGAGCAGAAGAUCAUUCCAUGUUCUCAAGAAACAAGUGUUUGUACGAGUUAACAUAAUGCUGUGGGUUUGAAUGGACUAUACCGAGAUUGAUUCACUAAAUAAAAUACUGUUUAAGCGUU